Pungitius pungitius (ninespine stickleback) is the source of this 2868-nucleotide messenger RNA. RefSeq names its product protocadherin beta-16-like. NCBI's taxonomy places the organism in Eukaryota, Metazoa, Chordata, Actinopteri, Perciformes, Gasterosteidae. Gene Ontology annotation, molecular function: calcium ion binding. Gene Ontology annotation, cellular component: plasma membrane. Bases 412 to 2853 code for a protein of 813 amino acids. The transcript has a single exon. The record is from RefSeq and is a predicted model, not a curated record. Gene Ontology annotation, biological process: homophilic cell-cell adhesion.
AUAAUAUUCUCCAAAAAAGUGUCAAGGAAAGGCUUUUUUGGCAUUUUGCAGUCCUCAAUAAACUAUUAGCGUUUUUAAUUGUUGGACAUUUAAACAUCCACAACUGUCUUUUUCUCGUGUGUUGUGUAAUUCAAAUCGGCGUACUCAUAGGGCCGCUGUUGGCCAGUGUAUUCAUGUUUCACGUUGGGUAUAAAAAGAAACCUCCCGAUAAUGACUAUCAGAGACGGAAAGCUAUUCACAUGGUUACAACGUCGGCGCCGUGUGAACAAAUGUAGUAAAAAAUCUAUAUUUUUCUAACGGAUGUGGACUAUUCUGGAUUGACACCUGACACUUGCGUUUCGGAAAAAAUUAUGGACCAUAAAAAUCCGGGCAAAUUGGAACAUUAUUUGUCCCACUGAUUUUUGCAAGGAAAUGUCGAGCAGAACAAUGAGACGGCAAGUACUGUUUUUUUUUCUGGUCCUUCAUCUAAGUACAGUGCUCGGCCAAAUCAGCUACUCGAUCCCGGAGGAAAUGUCAAGUGGAUCUUUAGUCGGCAAUAUUGCUCAAGAUUUGGGAUUAGAUAUUAAACGAGUGAAAUCGGGCAAAGCUCGGGUAUACACAGGAGACGGUGUGGGAUACAUCGAGCUAAAUACAGAACGAGGAGUCUUACUCAUCAAAGACAGAAUAGACAGAGAAGCGAUUUGCAGACAGACUACUCCUUGUGCUCUACAUUUCCAAAUUAUUUUGGAAAAUCCGAUGGAGUUCUACAGUAUCACAGUGGAAAUAACUGAUAUAAAUGACAAUCCUCCCACCUUUGAACGAAAUGAAGUCAGUUUUAAAAUAAGCGAAUCUGCUUUAGUUGGAGCAACAUUUGGAUUAGAUAGAGCAAUAGAUCUUGAUGUGGGCAAAAAUGGUCUUCAAAACUACGAGCUCAAACCUACCAAUAAUUUUAUACUCAAACGAAAUAGUCAGGGGGAUGGAACAGAAAAGGUGGAAAUGGUUUUACAGAAGCACCUCGACAGAGAGAAAGAAGAUAUCGUUUACUUAGUUCUAACAGCGUUUGAUGGAGGAAACACCCAAAUGUCAGGGACAAUUAGGAUUUCCAUCACGGUGUUAGAUGCCAAUGAUAACGCUCCUGUUUUUACACAGUCAACCUACACAGCCACAGUUUUAGAAAAUGCCGCGAUUGGGACAAUUGUUACAAGCGUUGCGGCGUCUGACGCAGAUUAUGGAACGAAUUGCAGAAUUAAGUAUUCAAUUACUAACAGUUUAGAUCAAGCUCACACGUUGUUUCAGAUACAUGAAGACAGUGGCGAAAUUCGAUUGAUUGGAAAUAUUGAUUAUGAAAAAAUGCAGAAUUAUCAUAUUAAUAUACGUGCAACUGACGACGGUGGACUUACAGAUUCAUGUAAAGUUAUAGUUGAAGUGGUGGAUAUAAACGACAAUAAACCAGCAAUUAAUAUUAUGUCAAAAUUAAACAUGAUAUCUGAGCACUCUAAGCCGAGCACUGUAGUAGCAAUGAUUAACGUUCAAGACCCUGAUUCAAGCGAAAACGGCGAAGUUCACUGUUUCAUCAACAAUAACACCCCUUUGACGAUAAUAUCGACAUCAAAAAAAUUCUACAGUUUAGUAACUGACAGUGAAUUAGACAGAGAGAGAUCCUCUGAGUAUAAUAUAACUGUGACCUGCUCUGAUGAAGGAGUCCCCUCCCUCUCCAGCAGCGUCACUCUCACCUUACAGAUCUCUGAUGUUAAUGAUAACGCGCCUGACUUUGAGAGGAGCUCAUAUGAGGCCUAUAUUGUAGAAAACAACACACCAGGACUCUCUAUAUUUACAGUGAAAGCCAGAGACGCUGACUGGAACCAGAACGCCCGUGUUUCGUACAUACUGGAGGACUCCUCUGUUAACGGAGUGCCAGUCUCCUCGUAUGUGUCCGUUAGUGCUGAUAGUGGAGUCAUCCACGCAGUGCGCUCUUUUGACUACGAGCAGAUCAAAGUUUUCCACUUCCGCGUCAAAGCGCAAGAUGGAGGCUCCCCUCCACUCAGUAGCAACGUGACUGUGAAAGUGCUGAUCCAGGACCAGAACGACAACCCUCCUCAGGUUCUGUACCCUGUCCAGACUGGAGGCUCUCUGGUGGCUGAGAUGGUUCCUCGUUCAGCAGAUGUGGGCUAUCUGGUCACUAAAGUGGUGGCUGUUGAUGUGGACUCUGGACAGAAUGCCUGGCUCUCCUACAAACUGCAGAAAGCCACAGACAGGGCGCUGUUUGAAGUGGGCUUACAGAAUGGAGAAAUAAGAACCAUCAGCGGAGUCACUGAUAAAGAUGCAGUGAAACAAAGACUGACUGUGAUCGUGGAGGACAACGGGCAGCCCUCUCGUUCAGCUACAGUCAUUGUUAACGUGGCGGUGGCGGACAGCUUCCCUGAAGUGCUGUCUGAGUUCACUGACUAUACACAAGACACGGAGUACAAUGACAACCUGACCUUCUACUUAGUGUUGGCUUUGGCUGUAGUUUCCUUCCUCUUCAUCACGUGUUUAGUGGUUAUUAUAUCAGUGAAGAUCUACAGAUGGAGGCAGUCUCGCGUCCGGUAUCACUCCAAUCUCCCUGUGAUUCCGUAUUAUCCACCACGUUACUCAGACACUUUGGGGACAGGGACUCUCCAACACGUGUACAACUACGAGGUGUGCAGGACGAAUGACUCCAGAAAGAGUGACUGUAAGUUUGGCACUGUCAGUAGUCAGAACGUGCUGAUAAUGGACCCCAGUUCUGCAGGAACGAUGCAGCGGAUACAAAGUGAGAAGAACAUCCUGGACGAACCAGACUCUCCUCUAGAGGUUAGUCAUACCCGGUAUAAUGGUUGCCCCACAGAUUUUUAGACUGAUGAGUCCGUU